Messenger RNA from Nothoprocta perdicaria, 382 nucleotides. RefSeq names its product C-C motif chemokine 3-like. Lineage: Eukaryota; Metazoa; Chordata; Aves; Tinamiformes; Tinamidae. Bases 1 to 270 code for a protein of 89 amino acids. The transcript is spliced from 3 exons. Gene Ontology annotation, molecular function: chemokine activity; CCR chemokine receptor binding. Gene Ontology annotation, biological process: positive regulation of GTPase activity; cellular response to type II interferon; cellular response to interleukin-1. Gene Ontology annotation, cellular component: extracellular region. The record is from RefSeq and is a predicted model, not a curated record.
AUGAAGGUCUUGGUGGCCGCCCUGGCUGCUCUGCUGCUCGCUGCCCUCUGCGCCCAGGCCCAUCUGGACGGCGUCCCCACCUCGUGCUGCCUCAGCUACCACUCCAGGCCCGUCCCGCGCGGCCUCAUCGCCUCCGCCUACGUCACCAGCAGCAGCUGCACCCAGCCGGGCGUGAUCUUCGUCACCAAGAAGAAGCAGGAGAUCUGUGCCGACCCCCAGGCCCCCUGGGUCCGGGCGCAUCUCAAACACUUCCAGAAGAAGCAGAACUGAGCCAGACCCAACAGCGACCUGGGCCGGCUGACGGCCCCUGCCCUUGUGAUGGACACCUGGCCUUGUGUCUCUCUGGAGUGGAGCAACCUAUUUUAUUUAAGUUAUUUAUGAU